Molecule: messenger RNA, 1929 nt
Organism: Symbiodinium necroappetens
Lineage: Eukaryota; Dinophyceae; Suessiales; Symbiodiniaceae
Source: the annotation of a GenBank genome assembly
AUGGGCAAGCGCGCUGUCCUCAGCACCAAAGAUGUGGCACAGGCCCUGAGGCGAGGCAGUACUUCCAAGGAACAUGCUGCUGAAGCAGCCGGUUGCUUUCGUGCGACGCUGCGCAGAGCAGUGCAGCGACUCACGAGUCCGGAGACAACAUUCCGAAUAGUAUCCUUCGGCGAAGACCGCAUCGCCAUGGCCAGCAUUCCCAGACUGCUUCAGCGCCUCGCCGCCGAGACACCGUCGCUGGCCGAGGCACUGGCCGCGGCACAGCGGCAAGCUGGGCAGGACCCACUCAAGCUCGUGCUGUCUUUCGACGAGGCAACAGCAGGGAAUGUACUGGCGCCGGACCCACAGAAAAAAAGCUGCAUGAUCUAUGCAGCUGUGAAAGAGCUAGGUACCCAGUCAGCAGCACUGUGGGUGCCUGUCUGUGUCAUUGGGGCGGACACCCUGAAAAAGCAACUGCAGGGAAGCCUUGGGCCUGUGUUGCGCCAGUUCCUUCACUUUGCUGCCGAAGACAAGCUGGAAGAGGGCUUCCUCAUACAGUGUUCCAGCAGCUUCUUUCUGCGACUAAAGCUUGCCGCCGUCAUAGAUGAUGGAGAGGCAAUUCGUCAGGCCUUGAACUGCAAAGGCGCCUCGGGCCUGAAACCGUGUCAUGUCUGCAAAAACGUGCUCAUGAAAAAUCAUCCGCUGGCUGCAGCAGUUGCCAUGCACGGGUACGCCUGCGACAUCUGCUCGGCUGAAGUGGAGAAGUGGGACCUCAUCGCUGAUGAGGAACUCUUCGAGUUCUGCGACUUGCAGCAUGCACGUAAAGGCCAGAUCCCUGCGAGUCUCUUUGCAGAGGAGGAAACCCUGAGCGGCAUGGUGUACAAUCCCGAUGGCCUCUUGCAAGAUGACUUUGCCAGGAGACAGAUCCCGCCGAGCAAGUGGCUCUUCGACUUCCUGCAUAUCUACUACACGGCCGGAGGGUGUGCAGCAGUCGAGAUUGCCGCCAUCCUGCACGAGGCCGAGCGAGUGCUGCAGCAACCUGCAGACUCCUUGGCAUCGUUGCUGGAGGAGUUGCCAUGGCAAGUGCCAAGCCACGUGCUUGGAUUGUCUGGCCCUCGUUCCAGAGCAAGACUCCUGCACGCAGCAAGGCUGCCUGAGAAGUCCUACAAAGGAAAAGCAACUCACGUCAUGCAGCUGCUGCCACUAAUCCCUGCUCUGUUGGAACUCUUGGACGACUGCGACGAGCUCGCAAAGCCUUUAGCUAGCUUCGAAGCCUUGCAGAAGAUUCACUUGGAAAUCAACAACCUCAAACGACAGGAAGCUAUCUCGGACACAACGAGACUGCAGCAGCUCCAGCGGGAGCACCAUGGUCUGGUCCUCGCUGCCUACGGUGACGGGAUACUGAAGCCAAAACACCACUGGCGACAUCAUGCGGCCACACAGCUAGAAGCCUGGGGCGCCUACAUCGAUACAAGCGCUUGCGAGGCCAAACAUCAAGUCUACAAAAACGUUGCAAACAAGAACUUGGAUGUCUGGGUCUGCGGGCCACGCUGGUCCAAGGCCGUGCUGGACCGCAUGUUCUGCUCCUGCUUCCAGCAGUUGCAGCUGCAUUUCGACCGCCGUGCGCAGAUAUGCCGCGGAAAAGAACAGAAGGUCCAAUGGGGCCAACAGACCCUCAGGACCUUCAAAGAAGUCCAGUGGCAAGGUUUACACUGGAAGCCGGGGGACUUCCAGCUCGAACCUUUCCCGGGAAUGGUUGCGCGCUGCUGUGUGAGCUCUGCUGACAAGCCGUUCCUGCUGCUGCAGGAAUACAUCAUGGAGCAUAAAACUCGAUUCAGUGCCGUCUUUCGCAAUACAGGAAGGGUGCGACUGCUACAGGCCAUAGGUCGCUCCAAACUUGCUUCCUGGUGGCUCAUCGAAGACAAUGGUCUUUUGCGAGCUUUGCGGUAG